Molecule: messenger RNA, 3160 nt
Organism: Cynara cardunculus var. scolymus (artichoke)
Lineage: Eukaryota; Viridiplantae; Streptophyta; Magnoliopsida; Asterales; Asteraceae
Product: endo-1,4-beta-xylanase A-like
Exons: 8
Coding region: 253-3084 (943 amino acids)
Biological process (GO): carbohydrate metabolic process
Molecular function (GO): hydrolase activity, hydrolyzing O-glycosyl compounds
Source: RefSeq, a predicted model, not a curated record
GCUUCCGAACCAAGCCCUGAAUCUAAUGAAGGCAAGAGAGAAAAGAAAGAAAAAAGAAAUCAAAUCUUCUAUUUCACUUCAAGCAUGUACUGGUGUCAGCUAGCGUUCAACCAAUCUGCAAGACAAAGGAAGCCCAUCAUCUAUUCUCUUCACAAGCCCUAGUUUCUCCAUUGGAAAUUGCUUAACGACUUUGAAGUUUGAUUGGGUUGUUGGAUCUUUUCCUAAAAUUUACGCAAAUAUCUGCUUAUAUAAAUGGGAAAGAUGUCAGCAGGUUUGUUCAAAAUCUUCAAAGAUCAUAGAAAGCUCCAUAAAUCGCAGGGAUUGAAGCAAACUAUGGAGAGCCCAUCAAACAUCAAUGGCGACAAAAACUUCGCCAAUCAGAAACCGGAGGACUUCAACAUUGCAGGCAGCAGCCUUAUGUCUAACAUCAUACAAAAUCAUGAUUUCUCUAAUGGUUUGCAUUCAUGGUACACAAACUGCUGUGAUGGCGUCGUGGUUUCACCUGAGGUCAAGACCUCCAAAGAACAAGCACCAAAACCAUGCAGUCGUUAUGCCGCCAUUGCAAAUAGGAAAGAAUGUUGGCAAGGGUUGGAACAAGAUAUCACGAGCAGAGUUUCCCCUGGUUUAACUUACACACUCUGUGCCCGUGUUGGAGUUUCGGGCCCACAUCUUCAAGGUCGUGCUGAUGUCAUCGCGACCCUGAAACUUGAAUACCGUGGAUCAGAAACCAAAUAUAUGUCCAUCACAAGGACCUCGGUUUCAAACGAGAGGUGGGAGAAGUUAGAGGGUACGUUUGUGUUGUCGGAUAAACCUGACCGAGUUGUGUUUUAUUUGGAAGGGCCUGCUCCUGGAGUAAAUCUUCUCAUAGAAUCUGUGGUAGUCUCUUGUGCUAGUUCUGAUGCUACAAUUGGAAGAUGUAUCUCUGCUGAACACGACAACAUCAUAUUGAACCCAUAUUUUGAUGACGGUUUAAAUAACUGGUCUGGAAGAGGGUGCAAAAUUGCUAUACAUGACUCAAUGGGAAAUGGCAAAAUCCUACCCGUUUCUGGAAAGCUUUUUGCAUCGGCAACACAACGCACACAAAAUUGGAACGGGAUUCAACAAGAUAUUAGUGGAAGAGUUCAGCGAAAGCUUGCUUACAAUGUUACUACUACAGUGAGAAUUUUCGGCAAUAAUGUUACAAGUGCUGAUGUUCGAGCCACCUUAUGGGUUCAGACCCCCGAUUCCCGUGAACAAUACAUAUCCAUCGCCAAAGUAAAUGCAACGGACAAAGAGUGGGUAGAGCUGCAAGGAAAGUUUCUUUUAAACGGUUCCCCAUCGAAGACGGUGAUAUAUCUAGAAGGUCCACCUCCCGGUGUUGAUAUUCUCGUUGAUAGUUUUGUGGUUAAGCAUGCGGAGAAAAUCCCUCCCACACCUCCACCGGAUAUUGAGGAUGCCGAUUAUGGAGUUAAUAUCGUUACAAAUAGCAAUCUCCGAGACGGAACAAACGGAUGGUUUCCACUCGGUAAUUGUGUGUUGCGUGUCGCAACUGGUUCACCGCAUGUACUCCCUCCGGCAGCUAGAGACACCCUUGGCCCCCAUGAGCCACUCAGUGGUCACAGUAUUCAUGCAACCAACCGCACCCAGACCUGGAUGGGUCCUGCCCAGAUUAUUACGGAUAAAAUCAAGCUCCAUCUCACGUAUCAAGUAUCGGCUUGGGUUCGACUGACCCAUGGAGCCACCGGUCCUCAGAAUGUAAAUGUGGCUCUUGGAGUCGACAGCCAGUGGGUCAAUGGUGGUCAAGUUGAGAUUAAUGAUGACCGGUGGCAUGAAAUUUCUGGGUCUUUUAGAAUUGAAAAACAACCCGGAAAAGUGAUGGUUUACAUUCAAGGUCCUGCUCCGGGAAUCGGUUUUAUGGUUGCCGGAUUUCAAAUCUUUGCUGUUGAUCGCCGGGCAAGAUUCAAGCAAUUAAAGCAACAAACUGAUAAGAUUCGUAAACGUGAUGUCACUCUUAAAUUCUCAAGCUCCGACUCAAGCAGUAUGCAUGGAACGAUGGUGAAAAUCAAACAAAUACAGAACAGUUUCCCGAUCGGUUCGUGCAUUAGCCGAACAAAUCUUGACAACGAAGAUUUCGUUGCGUUUUUCUUGCAAAAUUUUAACUGGGCCGUGUUUGGAAACGAGCUCAAGUGGUACUGGACGGAACCGCAACGUGGCAACUUUAACUACCGCGAUGCAGACGAGCUUCUCAAGUUUUGUGAUGAUAACAGCAUUCUGGUUCGUGGGCACUGCAUCUUUUGGGAGGUCGAAGACACGGUUCAAAACUGGAUUAAAAGUCUCAGUAAAAACGACUUAGCGAUGGCUGUAGAAAACCGUUUAAAUGGCCUUUUGAGCCGAUACAAAGGUAAGAUGAAGCAUUAUGAUGUGAACAAUGAGAUGCUUCACGGUUCGUUUUACCAAGACCGGUUGGGUAAAGAUGCACGAGCGAAUAUGUUUAAAAGCGCAAACCGGUUAGAUCCGUCGGCUACGUUAUUCGUGAACGAUUACCAUGUCGAAGAUGGGUGUGAUACACGAUCAUCCCCGGAAAAAUACAUCGAACAAAUUCUUGAUCUUGGAGAACAAGGUGCGCCCGUGGGUGGGAUCGGGAUUCAGGGACACAUAGAGUGUCCGGUGGGAGGCAUCGUGUGUGCUGCCCUCAACAAACUCGGAAUCGUCGGGCUCCCGAUUUGGUUCACGGAACUCGACGUUUCAUCUACGAACGAGCACGUGCGAGCCGACGAUCUCGAGGUUAUGAUGCGGGAGGCUUUCGCUCAUCCUGCUGUCGAGGGUAUAAUGCUUUGGGGGUUCUGGGAGUUGUUUAUGAGUCGAGAAAAUUCUCAUCUGGUGAAUGCCGAAGGGGACGUUAACGAAGCCGGGAUUCGGUUUUUGGAACUUAAGAAAGAAUGGCUUUCUCAUGCUCACGGACAUGUAAACGAGAAAAGCGAAUUUGCGUUCCGAGGGUUCGAAGGGACGUACGAGGUGGAAAUCGUUACCUUAUGCGAGAAGAUCGUGAAGACGUUUGUGGUCGAGAAGGGCGAUGUCGAGGUCGUGGUGUCUAUCCAAUUCUAAUAUGAAAGUUGUGUCAUAUAAAAAUGAAACUGGAAUUAUACACAAAUAAAUGAUAUGAUCAACUUUUAUGGUCCAA